Microthlaspi erraticum is the source of this 1305-nucleotide messenger RNA. The record is from the annotation of a GenBank genome assembly. Lineage: Eukaryota; Viridiplantae; Streptophyta; Magnoliopsida; Brassicales; Brassicaceae.
AUGAAAGUGUAUAAUUUCACUUGUCUCGCGAUUGUGAGCGGAGAGGAAGUGGUGGAAACGCUGGUGGAGGAAGCAGGGCUUGUUUCAACUGCAACAAGGAAGACCUUUCGUCGGUCUCUCGCCGUCUCGCCGCCGAUUCCGCCGCUGUCAUCACCACAAGACGAGACUCGCUUAUAUGAAACACUCAGAUUCUUGAUGGCAAUUGCUUUUGUUCGUAGUCUUCAAAGAGCUUCUUCGUCUCUUCUUAGAUCCUCACAUCCACUUCUCAUCUCUUCCAGGUUGCUUCUGCAAAGCCAAGACCUUUUCUCGGAUUCAAAACCGACAUUCUUGCUACCGAGACCGAUAUGCAGAAGCUUUAGCCAUGGAACAGUGAACCUAGUGAUAUCAGAAGGGAAACCAAAGUUCGAGACUCGAGAACUUGACCCUCCCAAGAAAUGGAAAUGGCUGACCAAGAAGAGACUGAAGCUGAAGAGAAAGAAAGAGAGAGAGGAAAGAAACGCAGCCAACAGGAAAGACCCGAGACGACUUACCGUCAAAGGGAAGAAGAGGAAGUUCGCUAAUCCAGAGGAAAGAAUCAAGAACAAGCUUGAAAAGGCCAAGAUCAAAGAAGCAUUGCUGAUUGAGAAACUCAAACGCUACCAAGUUGCUAAUGUGCAGGGACCUGAGGUUAGACCGCAUGAGAUUACAGGGGAAGAGCGGUUUUACCUGAAGAAAAUGGGUCAGAAGAGAUCGAACUACGUGCCGAUUGGGAGGAGAGGAGUGUUUGGUGGUGUGAUUCUGAACAUGCAUCUGCAUUGGAAGAAGCAUGAGACCGUUAAGGUUAUAUGCAACAAUGUUAAGCCGGGACAAGUGCAAGAAUACGCGGAGGAGCUUGCUAAACUCAGUGGCGGUGUGCCUGUUAACAUCAUCGGCGAUGAUACGAUCGUGUUUUACAGAGGGAAAGGUUAUGUUCAGCCUAAAGUUAUGUCUCCUAUUGAUACAUUGUCCAAGAAGAGAGCAUAUGAAAAGUCGAAGUACGAACAGUCACUUGAGUCGGUGAGACAUUUCAUAGCGAUUGCUGAGAAGGAACUUGAGCUGUAUUACAGGCAUGUUGCUCUUUACGAUGACCCGAGUAAGAGAAGUCCUCUUUCGAUCUUGGAUGAUUCUUUAUCUGAAUCAGAUAGUCACCACCAGGAUGAGCUUUCUCUGAGUUGUUCGGACACUGAGGAUGAAGAUGAGGAUGAAGAGGAAGAGAUGUGUGAAUUAGAUAAUGGUUCUUCUUCAAAGGAAGAGUUGUUUGAAACUAGUGGAAAAGUGGAUUUUUAG